AUGCCGCGGGCCUCGGAGCCGGAGUCCGACUCCGCGGCAGACUCAGCAGCAAGCGACACAGGUGUUCCUGUUUUCCGCAGCGCCAGACGGACGUACGACCGUACGGAUGCGUCCGCUGCGAUGUCAGCGGCCCAGGUCGCCGCCACCGUCAGCGCCGCAUUGGAAGCCGCGGAGGCUGCUGCCGCAGCAGCGGCCAUAGAGACAUCCGCGUCGAUGCCGCCGAGGCCCCCGGGCUCCCGUAACCGGCGUCUCCGCCAUGAAGAGCCCGAACCAGGUUCUUCAGGACGAGGAUCUGGACCGGACCAGGACCAGGGCCAGGGCCAGGUUACCGCCACCGCCAGCGAAACGGUAUCCGUGGCACCCGCUCUGGAUCGUACACCGCUUGACGGUGACGUCGGCGGCGCCGCUGCCGCCGCCUCCAGCAGCGGCAGCAGCAGCAACCGCAGCAGCGGCUCUGGCCCCUCCAGUCCCGAGAGUCUAGUUGCGGCGAGGGCUCGGGCGCUGCAGAUCAAGGCGGCCUUGUACCGCAAUAUGCGCUCCGAAACCAGGACGCCCUCCGCCAAUUCCGUUAAGCUCAUCUUCUCGCCAGUUGAGCCCAAGGAGGGUACGGCACCUGCGGCGGAGCCGCCUCGAGCGGAGCCGCUCCCGCCGCCGCCGUCGCAUGGGAGAGACAAGCUGCUGGCGCCGGCGACAACGGUAGAGGGAGAUUCUCGUGGAAUGCUUGGCGGCCGCCGACGCGUCGGCGGCGGCGUUGGCAACGGUGGAGCUGCCGCCACCAACAGCCGCGCGGAUGAUGCGGAUCAUGUACGGCAGCGACGGCGCACUGCUGAAGCAUUGGCCGAAUUGCGCAUUGGUGAGCGGCGGCGGCGGGAGGAGCAGCGGCAGCGGCAGCAGCAACAGCGGCAGGAAGGGAAAGCGCUCGCACCGGCGAGUAAGCAAGGGCUGCGGGUUGAUGAUGUAGAUGUGGAGGUGGAGGAGGCGGUGGAGGUGGCGGGUGAGGAGCGUGAGGCGCGGAUCGGUGGGUUGAAGCGCAGCGGAGGAUUGCCGUGGCGGCGGGACCCGCUGGCGGAGGCGGCGCCGGCGCCGGCGGGCCGCUAUGUGGGCGGCCAUCGCACGGCGAGACCUGUGACCGCCGCAGGAACCUCAGCUGCGGCAGUUGGAGGUGUGGCAGCUGCAGCAGCGGCGGAGGCGGCGGCGGAGGCGGAGGCGGAGGCGGGAGAACGAACUCGGAGGGAUAAGGUGCAACGCGCCAAUGAGGAGUUCGCAAGGUCCCUUGAACGCGUGGCGGCGGCAGCGGCGGCCGUGGCGGAAGGGGAGGGGGAGUCUGGGGGCGACGGAGUUGAAGGGCCUGGCCGCCGGCGGCUCGAUCAUCAACAACCGCAGGGGGAGGAGGAGGGGGAGGACCGGCGGCAGUGGCGGCGGGAGCAGCAGGCGACGGCGGCGGCGGAACACGACCAGCAGCAGCGGCGGCAUGUACGGGAGAUGCCGGGGAACCGUCAAGCAGCGGGAGAGCAGGUGCUAGAGGAGCGGAGGCAGCAGCAGCGAGAGCAGGCGAACAUGCUGCGUGACCUGGCCAACAUGUUUCGGAGCUUUGCUCGGCAGGUGCAGCCGUCAGCAGCCGCCGCCGCCGCCGCCGCCGCGGCAACGAUGGGGGUGGCGGCGGUCAACCCGGCAGCCGCCGCGGCCGUUGCCACCGCGCGCGCAGACGCCGGCUCUGCUGAGUGCAGCCGCGAGCGCGGUCAGCACGCCGCGCCGUACAACCCCCUGCCUGGCUUCUUGGGCCUCCCGCAGCCCAACGACAGUCAGCUCGUUCUAAAACCGUUAACGGUUAAGGACUUAACGGAAACUGACGAUGUUGAUGCGGAGGGGGGCUGGAGUGAGGGGGCGACUGCGGCGGCGUCGGCCGGCGGCGCGCUCCUCGCGCGUCAGCUGCCGACCCGUGGGUCACUACUGCAGUUACUGCAACCAAUAGCUAAGGCACAGCUGCCGCCGUACACUCGAUCCGUCGGGCUGAGGAUAAGCACCCGGCGGCGGCCGCGGGUGCUGCGGCUGCCGUUGUCGGUGCCGUCGGAGGCGCUGGAGAUUGUGGGCGACGGCGACCGGAUGCCGGCGACAGCGCUGCGUGCGCUGCGCCGUCGCUCGUACUAUUACCGUCAGCUGGCGCCGCAGCACCAGCAGGUUUCGGCGACGACGACGGCGGCGGCGGCGGCGGCGGUCGCGGCAAGUGUCCCGUCGGCCGCCCGCGACCUGCAAGAUCAGGAGCAGCAACGGCAGGAGCAUGAGCAUGAGCAGCAGCAGCAGCAACAGCAUGUACGGGAGAAGGAGCCGGCGGCCCGUGGCAGCGAUGACGUUAUGGCCGGACAGGGCCAGGGCGAGCCGGCGGCGGCGGCGGCGGCAUUGCCACGACCACGGCCGUACUCUUUGUCUGGCAGGGUCUUCAAAGUCAAACGGAGGGCACAAUAUUCUGAUGUGCUGAAGCGCACAGUACGUAGGGCCGCGUUGGACAGAAACGCCACCGCCGCUGCGGCGACGGCGACGGCGACGGCGACGGCGGCUGCCGCCACCGCUGCCGCCGCCGCCGCCGCCACCACCACCAGCGCUGGCGGAGGCGAGGAGGGUGAAGAGGGCGAGUUGGAAGACCCGCGAGGCGAGUACAACUCCGCGGCGGAGGUCGUGAACGACGUGUACGAGCAGAUCAUGGGCGUACGGCUGCCGGAGCGCGCCAUGUACGGCAAGCGAGCGGAGACGCUUGCCGCGAUGACGCCCAGCAGCAUUAGAGAACAAACAAGGAGCUGGAUUGAGGCUUGCGGCAAGGACUACGCCCUAGCCUUCCAUGCUAGGGAGCCCCUCCUGCUCGCUACACCAGCCGAGACGUUGCUGCUCUCCCUGGAGCAUUUCUCCCGGGCCUUUGGACUGCCGCCCGGGGAGUGCGUGCAGCUGGCGCUCCGGAACCCGGCCUUGAUCGGACUGCCGUACGAGCAGCUGCAAGGCACCGUGGAGGCGGUUUCGGAGGCGCUGGAAAUCGGACUGCAGGAGGCGGGCAAGAUUGUCAUCAAGUGCCCCGGCCUGGCGCUGCGGCAGCCUAAUUUCCCUGUGGCGCGCCGCUUGGAGCUCCUCGGCGCACUGUUGCCCGUGUCGAAGGACAAAUUACGGCAGGUGGUACGGCAGCGGCCGCAGCUGCUGUCCAAAUCAGCCCAGAGCCUGGCGACCUUCGUGAUCGGCACCAGCGCGGCGCUGGACAUGUCGCUGUUUGAGGUGGCGCUAAUGAUUGCCGGUUGUCCAGGGAUCUGCGGAGUGAACUCCCGCCGCCUUGGCCUCCGGUGGAGUGAGCUGCGGCGGCUGACCGACCAGGUGCCGCUGUGGAGGCAGCAGCUGGCGGCCAUGUCGCCGCCCUCCCUGGGGCGCUGCCUUGUGGCGUCUGAUACGGCACUGGGGCGAUUGCAGGUGGUGGUGGAUCGCGGCCUGGUCCACGAUCCCGAGCUGUCGUCUUUCAAAAAGGUGCUCACCAUGUCCACCAGCAAGUUUGAGGCAGCCCUGGCAAGCGGUACCGGCACUACCGCAAAAACCAGCACCAAUACCAGCCCACAACAUCACCACAGUAACAUCACCUCGAGCCCAAGCCGUUCCAGCUUAGACAUCCUCGGUUCGAGCCCCGCAUACAGCGCCACUUUGAGGUCCUCAUAA
Messenger RNA from Volvox carteri f. nagariensis, 3684 nucleotides. RefSeq lists its product as uncharacterized. Gene Ontology annotation, biological process: regulation of DNA-templated transcription. Gene Ontology annotation, molecular function: double-stranded DNA binding. The transcript is spliced from 7 exons. The record is from RefSeq and is a predicted model, not a curated record. Lineage: Eukaryota; Viridiplantae; Chlorophyta; Chlorophyceae; Chlamydomonadales; Volvocaceae. Bases 1 to 3684 code for a protein of 1227 amino acids.